This is a messenger RNA of Haemorhous mexicanus (house finch), 1756 nucleotides long. It is a transcript of the gene HOXB3, whose product is annotated as homeobox B3. Gene Ontology annotation, cellular component: nucleus. The transcript has 2 exons. Gene Ontology annotation, biological process: regulation of transcription by RNA polymerase II. Gene Ontology annotation, molecular function: RNA polymerase II cis-regulatory region sequence-specific DNA binding; DNA-binding transcription factor activity, RNA polymerase II-specific. The coding region runs from base 197 to 1330 and encodes 377 amino acids. Lineage: Eukaryota; Metazoa; Chordata; Aves; Passeriformes; Fringillidae. The record is from RefSeq and is a predicted model, not a curated record.
CCCCCCGCGUUCGGCGGGACCCUAUUCAUGUCAGGAGCCUUUCAGGCCCCAAGAUGGAUUCCUGGCACUAUUAUUGUGUUUUUUCUCCUAACCUUUCAGGUCAGCUCCCACCAGCCAGCUGGAGAGGGGCCGUCACGUGGCCUCGGGGUGCCAAUGUUCUGCCCUAGGGGUGUCAAGACCCCGGUAGCCAAGAACGAUGCAGAAGGCCUCGUACUACGACGGCUCCACGCUCUUCGGGCCUUACUCCUACGCCAAUGGAUUCGCCUACGAGGGCGCCCAGCCGCCUUUCCAGGCCUCUUCCCACCUGGAGAGCGACUUCCAGAGGUCCUCCUGCUCCCUGCAGUCCCACGGCAAGAGUAAGGAGCUCAACGGGAGCUGCAUGCGGCCCGCCGAGGCGCCGGCGUCGCCCGAGGCCGAGCGCGCCGACGGAGGCCAGGCCGGGAAGAACGGCGCCGGGAAAGGAGGGCCGGGGGCCGGCGGGGGCGGCAUCUCCAAGCAGAUCUUCCCCUGGAUGAAGGAGUCGAGGCAGAACUCCAAGCAGAAGAGCGGCUCGCCCGGCGCAGAAACCUGCGGCGGCGGCGGCGGCGGUGAGAAAAGCCCCCCGGGCUCCUCGGCCUCCAAGAGGGCGCGCACGGCCUACACCAGCGCCCAGCUGGUGGAGCUGGAGAAGGAAUUCCACUUCAACCGCUACCUGUGCCGGCCGCGGCGCGUGGAGAUGGCCAACCUGCUGAACCUCAGCGAGCGCCAGAUCAAGAUCUGGUUCCAGAACAGGAGGAUGAAGUACAAAAAGGAUCAGAAAUCCAAAGGCGUGGGCGGCUCCUCCUCGGGAGGGCCUUCCCCGGCGGGCAGCCCCCCGCAGGCCAUGCAGGCCUCGGCGGGCUUCCUCAACGCCCUGCACCCCAUGAGCGCCGCCUACGAGGCGCCGUCGCCGCCGUCCUUCGGCAAACCCCACCAGAACGCCUACGCCGCCGCCAACCCCGGCUACCAAGCGGCCCUGAAGGGUUGCCCGAGCCAGCAGAAAUACGCCGGCGCGGCCGAGUACGAGGCGCACGUGCUGCAGGCCGACGGCGCGGCCUACGGCGUGCAGGGCAGCCCGGCCUACGUCGGAGGGAACUUUGUGGAUUCUCUGCCCGCCUCGGGCCCGGCCCUUUACGGCCUCAACCACCUGGGCCAGCAGCAGCAGCAGGCCGGCGGCAUGGACUACGGGGGGGUCCCGGCGGGCCAGCCCCAGGGACCGUGCGAGAGCCACGCCGCCUACGCGGAGCUCUCGUCGCACCACGCGACUUCUCAGGGCAGAAUCCGAGAGGCGCCCAAGCUCACCCACCUGUGAGAGGGCAAGCAGCCGCUUUCGGGGGGAAAAAAGGGCGGUUUGGGUUUCAGGGAUGUUGGGGUUGGGUUUCUCGCCGGCCUCGCCGGUUUGGGGGUUUGUGAUGAGCACAGAAGGCGAGCGGUGUUGGUGGCUUUGCAAGGGAGGAACCUCCUGGGUUUCCAGAGAAAUGCUUCCGAAACGGGCUCGGGGUGCUUCUGUGGGAACCCCGCAGGGUGUGAGAGGCCAAAUCCGGCCUUCCCGAGCCACGUCCGGAUGGUCACCGGUCAUCCCCGGGCGCCGGGAGGGAGAAGAGCCCACCAGCCAAGUUUUGGGGUCUCUGCAUCCAAAGAACCCCAAGGAGAUCCACCAGGAAGUUCUCCCCACUUGGAAUCCUCCUCUGGAUCCACCGGCGCUUUCCUUCCCAGCCCUCAGGGGAAGGGUUGUCCU